AUGCCAGAUAUAAGCGCCCCGCCACCGCCGCCCCGGCCGAAAUUAAAGUUGAAGGCAUCAUUUAGCGAACCGAACGGUGCGCCUGCAACACCAUCAAGUGCGGCCCCCCUCUCGAGCAAGAAGAUCAAGCUCAAGUCGUCACAACCACCGACGCCCGCCGGUUCUACCGCGCCAACACCUGUGAAGACCAAGGCCGGGCGACAGCCGAAGCCUACGAGCAAACUUAUCGAGUCGAAGAAGCGCGAGCAAAUCGAGAUCGAUGACGAUGGCACAAAUCAACCGGCGAAGAAGAUCAAGCUUCUAAAGAUCCCUCAUGUUGCAACCCCGGGAGGCCGUCACAUUGUUGUUAAAUCAAAAGGCAAACCACCAAAUCACCCGCCCGGCGAUGGCUACGAUUCGGAGGCGAGUGACCAAGAGAAGGACCCCGUGAUCGAAGAGCAAUUCAUUCUGCGUAUGAUGCCUGGAGAGCACUGCGAGUAUGUGAGGAAGUGUAUAGAAGAAGGAAAAGUUGGGCUACCGAGAAAGGACGGCGGCGCGGACAUUGCCAUAAAGUUCUUCGAUGACGAGAGUCGACGCGCCAUGGUCAUAGUCAAGGGGCAGCACUACGCUGCUGUCAUGGUUGAGUUGCCUACAAUCACAGAAGGCAUGAAAUCCUGGGACAGGAAGACAUUCAUGAAAUCCGCCGACAUCUGUCACAUGCUUCUUGUUUUCCAACAAGUACGGAGUGAGGAGGAGGCGAAGAAGGCACCACUACCCUCGAUGAUCCAACCUGGAUUUAAGUGGCCCCACGGUUUGACGCCGCCAAUGCAUGACGCCGUCAAUCAAAGAUUUGCCAAGGUGAUCAGUCGAUCUGAGAUUGAACUGAAGGAGAAUGAAGUCAAGAAGCUUCUAGCCGCCGAUGCAGCAGCUGUCUCUUCAAAGUAUGAGCUCAUCGACGAGAAGAGAAUGCAGUCCGGAGAUGAAUACUCUGAAGACGAGCAGGAUGCCGAUGGCGAAGCUGAUGACAGCGGAUACUUCCCUGCCGAUGGCUACGCCAACGGCGAGCUGUUUGAUGACGAUCUUGAGGCUGAGCUCGAGGCUGCCUUUGAGGAGGAAAUGAACCAGCCAGUUACCGAGGUGGGAACGCCAGCAACACAAUUCGAAGCAGCCACACCGAUGACAAUGAACAACGGCACACCGGCAGCAAAUGCGCAAGACAGUGCAGACGGUGAGGAGUCGGCGGUCAGCGAAGAAGACGAAGACGACGACGAUGAUGACGACGACGACGAUGACGAUAGGGCACGUUUGGACGAAGUCAAGGCGGUUCGGGAAGAUAUUACACAACUCAAGAAUGAGAUCGCCAAAAAGGAAGCGGAAAUGGCCAGGAUAGACAACAAGAUUCUUCGCGGCCGUGUUGAGUCCCGCUUGAAGGAUUUGAGGGCAGAGCUUCACCUGAAGAUGACCUCCAUAGGAGAAGAGGAAGAGGACGAGGAUUAG
This is a messenger RNA of Colletotrichum truncatum, 1476 nucleotides long. Its product is annotated as transcription initiation factor tfiid subunit 7. Gene Ontology annotation, cellular component: transcription factor TFIID complex. The record is from RefSeq and is a predicted model, not a curated record. Gene Ontology annotation, biological process: transcription initiation at RNA polymerase II promoter; RNA polymerase II preinitiation complex assembly. Gene Ontology annotation, molecular function: RNA polymerase II general transcription initiation factor activity. Lineage: Eukaryota; Fungi; Ascomycota; Sordariomycetes; Glomerellales; Glomerellaceae.